This is a messenger RNA of Monopterus albus (swamp eel), 4854 nucleotides long. It is a transcript of the gene skida1, whose product is annotated as SKI/DACH domain containing 1. The transcript has a single exon. The record is from RefSeq and is a predicted model, not a curated record. Bases 330 to 2786 code for a protein of 818 amino acids. Lineage: Eukaryota; Metazoa; Chordata; Actinopteri; Synbranchiformes; Synbranchidae.
CUGCUGCCGACCAGAGGGGAGUAGAGCCGGCUGCGGCAGGUAGAAGCAGCCCAGGCUUGGUGGAUGCAUUUAGUCGCAUUCCUCCGCCAUGCCGGACCGGGGCCAGAAGCGAGGGGGGGCUGGUAUCGGCUCAUGCAACCUAUUAGACACCGGCAACUCCAUUUAACUCCGCAUGUCGAAGUUUGCAUUCUCAUGACGCAGCAGCAGUGUGGAUGGAUUAAAGGUAUGAGCAGGAUGCCCUAAGCUCACGACCCCAUGCCAUUAACUGGUAAAUCCAUAUUGCACUGAGAGGACUGACACGGAUUAAUAUUGGAGCGGAUACAUAAAACAUGGGAGACCUAGAGUGUGGCUUUGAGGAAAUGCAGGGAGUAAGACUUGGAUACCUGCUCAUCAAAGGCAAGCAAAUGUUUGCUUUGUCUCAGGUCUUCACCGACCUGCUGAAGAACAUCCCUCGGACCACUGUGCACAAGCGCAUGGAUCACCUGAAGGUGAAGAAGCACAACUGCGAUCUGGAGGAGCUGCGAAAGCUCAAAGCAAUAAACUCUAUAGCUUUCCAUGCCGCUAAAUGCACUCUCAUAUCGCGGGAGGACGUGGAGGCUCUGUAUUUCUCCUGCAAGACAGAGCGGGUGUUGAAGUCCAACAAAAGGAAAGCGAAAGCAGUGUGUUCCCCCAAGGAUCCUGAUGUUUCAUCGGGUCUCCUCGGUACAGACGCCGAGCUGUGGAAGGAAAAAGUUUGGUUUAGUUUGCACGGUGUCCCGGACACUGUCACACUUCACAACAAAACGGGUAGGAGGAAAGAGCGGACUCCUUGCCUUAGGGACUCCAAACUACCUCAAUUUUACCACAAAACGCACGGACGUGAUUACUGUUCGGCGACUAAGUCCAGUUACAGACACUUUAAAAACUAUGAAACAGCGAAAAUAACAGGGGAUUGUGUUACUCUGAGCCAAAGGCACGCCUUUUUCAGGAGCGCAAUAAGCCGGCAGCCGGUGGUGCUUCAGUCCGCCAUAGCUGCUCAGUCCCGGCUCUCGCGCACACCCGGCGACCUACUCCACAAAAGGAAGAGGAGGCGAGAGGGGGGCGGCGGCAGGGACAGCGCCAGGCAUUCGUGGAGCAGGAGCAGGCACGCGCACCACCAUGUACCACCGGUGCUGCUUGUACAACCCAAAGCAUCCAGCGGUCACGGGACUUCGUUUGGUGCUUUCCAUCUCGGUCCGGACUUAUAUCUUGACCCCAGACCUUACCACCACCAUCACCACCAGCAUCACCAUCAUCAUCAUAACCACGAACCAAGUUUUCUUGAGGGUUACAGCAGUGACACCGAGUCCAGCACCAACUCAGACCGGGCAUACCAGGACUCGGACUUUGGGUCCAACUUCUCCACAACCAGUAACUCCGGGAGCUCAGAGGAGGAAGAGGAGGGUAAGGAUGAAGAUGACACGCAGUCAGAGAGUUCAGAGGUCAGUUCAGAUGAGGAGAGAAGCUCUUCUCAAUCUGACUCAAGCUCAGUCUCCAGUCGUGUUUCGAUCCAGAGUAUCCGCUUCAGACGGGCCCGGGUGGGUUCUCUCGCCAAAAGUCACAACGCCGAUAAAGCGCCAUUGGUCCUACAGCCCACGUUUCAUUACAACCAGCAGCAACAACAAAAACAACUCAACACACUGUGCCAUGUUGCCACUUCACAGACAGAAGACAGCAAACAGGAGAAACGUCAAAAAUGUGAAUUUAUAUGCAGUGAAAUUAGAAAUGACUUGGGACCCUUACAGCCACCAAAACUGAACUCAGCUGUUGUGGGAGGGAGGUCCCAAAAGGAAACGGCAUCUGAGUCGGAUCCAAACAGGGCUGACCCUGUGGAUGAACCGGCCUCUUGUUCACCGGGACUCAACCGCAAUAAGGGUUUUCACCCCUCACGCAUGACACCGGUGCAUCUCGCCAAUUUCCCCUCGGAACAGAGCGCACAGUGUGACCAGGACAAAGACGCAAAGCUCUCCAGAUAUACAGACAAAGGGGAAGCAAAAGCCACCAUCUUAAAACUACCCACUUCACUGAAAAACAUAAAGACCGAGGCGGAGGAGCCUUCUGUAACCGCCAACCCCCACCCGGACAGCGACAGGGCUAGGACACCACCGUUCAACCUCCACAAUGUAAAAGUUAAAGUGGAGGAAAGCUGUGAUGAAUAUGAAUACCAGACCCAGGCCACUGUAGUCAAAUGUAAAGGAGAUAAGGCAGAGAUCAGCAAUGGCCAGUAUCCCAGCAGAGUCAUCAAACAAGGGGACUUUUUCAACAGCGGGCUUAAAAUCACAGAGAGCCAUGAGGCGAAUCAGGAGACCCCAUGUGGUCCUGAAGAAUGCAGGAGCACCCAAGAUACACCACGUAGCGAGGAAGGGGAGCACAGACACAGCAUUUGCAGGGCGCCAGUACCAGGGAGUAAAAAACCCCGAGUUUCCAGAACGCAAACAAAGCAAAAUGUCCACAGGCGCAACAAGGCUGCCUCCUCCUCUUCGUCGUCUCGUCCCGAGGACACAUCCACGGAGGAUUUACCGAGCAGACGCAAACGCAGCAACACGAGCACCGUAGCAUCGCCUGCAAAAAUGCCUUUCAGCCUGAUGGCAAAUUUCCCAUCCCCGCCGUCCCUAGUUCUUGGCAUUGACGGGGAUUUGUGUCCUGCUUACUCCAUGAACUUGCUGAGGAGCCCCGGGCCUCCCCCUCCAUCCCACCCCGUGUGGAGGUGGCAGCCAGGCGGCCAGAUUCUCCCUCCCCCACAUGCUCAGAGAACUAGGAAAUACUGAGCUGUGUUUUAAGCAGAAAAAAAACAAAACAAAAAACUAAAGCCCUCACAGUGUCCAUCUCCAGCCUAACCGUAGUCUCAGUCUUAAAGUAAGUCCACCAAAUUGGCCUCAACUUCAUCGGUGUAUUGUUUUCGUCCCGUUUUUCCGUGAAUGGAUUUACAUUCCGCUUUGUUUUCAAGUUUCGGGAAAGGGAGGAAAAUGUACAUGAUGCUCUUCUGCAGCCUCACAAACCGCCCACAGGACUGGGAGACCGUAUGCUUAAAACACUUGUGUUUUUAAAAUAAGUUAUCUGUCCUUGGCAACAUGUUAGCGUUUCCAUUCUCGGCCUGUUGGAUUGUAUGGUGUCUGCGUUUCAGCGUUUUGUUUUGUGCUUUGUCUGACAGAGAGUAGGGGGUAAAAAGAAAUCUUUGAGAUGAGACUGUUUAUUGCAGAUGUAACUGACCGUAAGUUUUACUUGGUGAAUCAAGAAAAAAAUAUCAGGUUUUCCCAUUCUGUGCCACUUGGUGAAUUUUAUAUAUCCAAGCUGUAAUUUCUGCCAUGACCGUCAUGUUGACCAGCUUGGCCACAAUGGCCCAUGUGUCCAAAUGUUCAGUUUCAGAGAAUAAUUAAAAUUUAGUUUAUUGAUGCCUAAUUAUACAUGCUGACACUUAAGUCUUUAUUAGAUUUUAUAUGAAUUUAUUCCUUUUUUUGAGCACUAAUGGUUUGUUUUUCAGUCUUGUUUUCUUGUAUUUCUACGGAGUCUUUCCUGGUUUGCAAAUGUGUGGCGUGCACAAACACAGGCCUAGACACAACACGGGCCUUAUGUACAGACAAUCAAAAGAAAGAAAGAAAGAAAGAGGCUCAGAUCGUCAUAGCACGUCAAGUCCCACCGUAGACUCCAUUCAUGACAACUGGGCCACGGAUUUCUCCAUCAUAUUUGUGCCACAGUGAGUCUGCAUUUGCGUUCAGAGCACGCACAUAAGUCAGGAAAAUGUAAAACACAGUGACAAUGUUAGUUUAUCAAUGGGAUGUGGCUCACGAAAUAGAACCAAAACAGCUUCGGACUCCUUCUAGUUAUACUGGCAACCCAGAAACAGUGCAACAAAGCACAAGCGAUAGGCUGAAAUGCAUUGCACUUUGACACUUUUGGGGGUCAGCUUUAGGAUUUUCUGACCAGCCUGUGAAAUGAUGUCUGAGAGAUGCUGAUUAAAACACACUAAAGACGAGUUUGUCUAAUUUGGAUGUGGCCACAAAGGACAAACUCGUUUUACUGCUGGUAUAAUUUAGCCAUGUGUGAGUUUCUAACCACGGAUGGUUGUCUGCCUGUAAUUUAAUGAUAUGCUAAUUUCAAUGAAGCCACUGCUGUUCAUUAUUCUAUUUUAGUUGAUGUCAGUUGUCUGGAUCUGAGCUGGAAAAGCCUCCUUUCCUAGCAUUAGUCAAGACGCCCAAAAUACAAUAUUCUUUUAUUUUUAAAAUAUCGCUUUCUUUAUUUGCCAAAUGUCACGAUCUUUAAUGUAGCCUUUUGAAUAUGGUCAGUCAGUGAUUGCCCCAGGUCUGUUUCAUUGUACACAUCUAUAAACAGCAGUAAAUCAAGUGGUUGGAGCUGCACCUACAUGUAGGUAUUUUAAGGAACUGUGUAGAUGUAUUUAAUGGCAGCACCGGACGCGCUCUGCUAAUUGGCAGCCUUUUAAUGCCUGACAAAGAGAGGCCCAGCUUGGCUAUCUGGAUCACAACAAACCCAAAGCCCAUGGAUGAUGUCAGCCUUCUCAGAAACACUGCAAUGGCUCAUUCAUUCAGAGGACUGGGGGAACUAUUUAAUGGGAGAUUGUUAAAGGGGGAAAUUUUUAAAAAAGGACUUUCACUCUGCCUAAAUCAGUGUGAAUACAUGUUGUAGAUGUUUAGCAAUGUGACUAAAUCACCAUCCUGCAGCCUUGAAGCCCAAAGUCAUCACAGGCCUUGUUUCUUAGUUCAAUUUUAAACUUCUGUUCUCAAUUUUUGAGGCUAUGACACAAGCCAGUAUAUGAGCAGGCUCGCAGUGCAAGGGGGAGGGGGGGGGAGGGGGGCAUCGCUGUGUUGCAGGAGCGAAGCU